AUUCCCUACUUUAAUUGAGACCUAUACUUCGCUGAAAAUGGACCAGGACUGGCGAAUUUUAGCCACCCAACGAGCGGAAUACGUGUCCGACCGUCUCCGUGGGCUGAUGUCCUCUGGCCUGGACUUCCUCCGGGCCGAGCUGGGGGUAGAUCUGGGCAUCCGGCCGAAGGAGUUCCCGUCGUGGGUGAUUCUGAGCGCGGCGCUGAGCGUUGUGACAGUGCUGGUUAUGGUCGCGGCCUGUGGUCGGAGGACGCGCCGAGCGGCCCCCAUCGCUGCUACCUUGAGUCCCAGCACCACAACCGAGACCCAGAUCAAAUCCUCCGUGCCACCCAAGACUGUGAAGAGCGAACCGAGGAAGAAGAACAAAAAGAAAGCCGCUGACAAGCAAAAGGCCCAGGCGAAUGGACAGACAGUGGCCGAGGAGGAAACCAAAGUCCCUGAGGAGAAGAAGAAAACACCACCUGCACCGACACCAGUACAGCCACCACCUGCUGAUAUGAAGGCCAAGAAAAACAAGAAAAAACCUAAACAAGAGGUAAAGUCAACCCAAGCUGUUUCCUCCACCGAUGGCAAGGAACCUGAUGAAGGUGCUUGGGAAACCAAGGUCAGCAAUCGAGAAAAACGUCAGCAGCGCAAAAAGGAGCAAGGUCCUGGAGACAGCUCUGGGAGCCCUGAAGCUGGUGAUCGUGCCAGUCAGAAGGUGGAGCAACCAGUGGUUGCAGCAGCAACAGGCACCAAGAAGAACAAAGAAUCGUCACGUGCCAAGGCCAGAAAAGCUGAUGCCAUCAUACCCCCAGUGACAUCAAACUUGAAUGAUGCAAACUCUGUAAAUGGUGACGGGUGGACAGAAGUGCCAGUGAAGGCCCAAACACAAAUGAAUACUUUAAACAAGGAGAAGUGGUCUGUUGGCAGAAAGACCCCUGGGAACCGUGAUAACUCCUCCCAGAAACAAGAAUCAGAGGGGCCAUGGACUGGUUUGGAUGGUAGAAUUAAAGCAGAACUGAACCCAGUAAAUUUUACAAUGCUUGGCUUGAACACACCAGGUGGAAAGACUGGGACUCAACCUAAAAUUGAAAUGGGUCAAUGGGAAAAUGUCACUGCUGUUGACAAUGAGUGGUCCAGUUUCAGUUCAGACUGGGACGCUCCAACUGAGAUAUGGGGAAAUUAUGAGGAACCCAAAGUAGAAGCUCCUGCACUGAAAGAGACUCCAAUCUCUAAGCCACUUGGGGAGUCAAACGAUGACAAGGACAAGGCAGAUCCUGCUGGAAGUGCUAAAUCCAAAAGAAGAAAGAAAAAGAAGAGACCAGAGGAAGAAAGUUCAGCCAAUGAGGUGACCCAAGAGAGUUCUGCUCCUGUGGAGAAGAUUGUGACUGUCAAGUCCAAUAUUAUUUGUGUGCCAAAGGAGGAGGUAUCCAAGCUGAAUGUCCCUCCACUGUCUUCGCAAAAGAAAUCUGAUCAGAAUUGGGAACCACCGAAGCUAGUUCAGAAGAAAAAGGCCCGGAGGGAAACAUGAACCCAGAAUAUCGUCCAGGAUAGCUUAUGCAAAUAGAUUGUUUAUGCAAUAAUUACACAGUACAUAAUUUUAUACUGAAUACAUUUACUGUGCUUUUUAAAAAAAAAAUCCAAAAUGGCAACAAAACUGAGUUGAAAGAGUUAAGGUGAAACAGUCCAUGGACUGGAACACUAAUUAUGUGCACUAUAAUGGUUCACUGAGGUUUGUUAAGGAGUACUUAUCCUUGAUAUCAAACACACUUUCAGUGGAGCAAAACAUUCAUGAUCGUUAUUUUACAAUGGAUACUAAAGUCAUUUUGAAAGGUUUAAAAUCCUGAAGUUGAACAGUUUAAUUUUAUUUGGGAAGUUUUGAGGACAUUUGCAUCAAUUACUGUUCCUGCGAUGCUUUUCAUCCGUCCUGAGUGUGUGUGUGUAUAUAUAUAUAUAUAUAUCUUACCCACAUAAUUGGGUACCUGGAUUUUGGAGAUGUUUGGAGUAAUAACUCUUCCUACUUUUUUUUUUAUAAAUCAACUCUUACUUGACUAUAAUGCUUAAUAUCUUGCAACCUAAAAUAGAAAAAGCCACGCCAUAUGUAUAGAACCAUAAGGGCUUUUUUUUUCUAUGGAAAAAUAUUUUUUAAUUGCACUGUGCUGAAGGUUGUAAAAAUCCCAUUUGUAUUUAAUUUAGUUUUUUUCUUGCACAAUGUGAACAUUUAAAUCUUAAUUGUUUUUGUUUUGACAUAGUAAAUUUGUAGGAUUUUGAUUAGGAAAAAUCAGAAAUGAUUAGAGCAGCUUUAAUUCCAUGACACUAAAACGGAUAUCAGUAUCAGGAAUCUGUUGCCUUAAUCAAAGUGUAUGCUCUUUGUUCUAUUUCUCAUUUCAAAGUAAUUUUAACAGGAGUCGUGGCGUUCGUGUUCAUUUCAAAUUGUAUUGAUGGCAGUGCACUUGCAUGAACUUAACCAUUUAUAGUGAUGAAAAAUGUCCCGAUUCUCUGUCCACUCCUUCAAGUACCACUCACUGUAAAAAGGCUUUGAUGAAUGAGAAUGGAUGUGGGGGGGAUUUUAAAUGCAUAUUCUUAUUUUGAUUGACAUAGUGGUAUUUUGCCCAUGGUCAUUUUGUACAUUUUGGUAGAUCAUGUGUUUCCGAGGCACUCUGGUCUUGCCUGCCUUAGUUUGUCAUUCUAGAGGUUACUCAUACAAUGUAUUUCUACCAGUUUAUGGAUUAAAGAAUGAUCAUGUUUACUUAAGUCAAUGCAAUAUUUCUAUGUUGAUUUGUUAAAUAAAAAAAAUUUGAUAC
Molecule: messenger RNA, 2786 nt
Organism: Xyrauchen texanus (razorback sucker)
Lineage: Eukaryota; Metazoa; Chordata; Actinopteri; Cypriniformes; Catostomidae
Product: protein LYRIC-like
Exons: 13
Coding region: 38-1513 (491 amino acids)
Biological process (GO): negative regulation of apoptotic process; regulation of transcription by RNA polymerase II; positive regulation of canonical NF-kappaB signal transduction
Cellular component (GO): nucleus
Molecular function (GO): transcription coregulator activity
Source: RefSeq, a predicted model, not a curated record